GGGAGCGGCGGCGGCAACUUCCCGUCAAGUGUGGCUAUGCGACCCGGCUGAGCGCUGGCCCGGGAGGGGCGGGCAGGGCUAGCACCGCCACCACCGGCAGCAGCCACCGCCACCGCCGCAGCCCGGCAGCCGCCCGCCCGCCUCCCCAUCCCCGCUGCCCUCCCCCGGGCGGGGCGGGACCCGCGGCGGCCGUCCCAUGUCCCGCAAGGCCAGCGACAAUGUGGAGUACACGCUGCGGAGCCUGAGCAACCUGAUGGGCGAGAAGCGGCGGCGGCAGCAGGCGGAGGGAGCCGCCGGCUCGGCGGCGGCGGCGGCGGCUGCGGGCGAGCGGAGCCUGAUCGCCGCCGAGUCGUGCUCCAGCCUCAACAGCGCGGCGUCGGGCGCCGAGCUGGAGCGGGCGGCUCGGCGGCAGUUCCAGCAGGACGAGACCCCCGGCUUCGUCUACGUGGUGUCGGUCUUCUCCGCCCUGGGGGGCUUCCUUUUCGGCUACGACACCGGCGUGGUGUCGGGGGCCCUGCUGCUCCUCAAGCGGGAGCUCAACCUGGACGCCCUGUGGCAGGAGCUGCUCGUCUCCAGCACGGUGGGCGCCGCCGCUCUCUCCGCCCUGGCUGGCGGCGUCCUCAACGGGCUGUGCGGCCGCCGGCCCUGCAUCCUGCUGGCCAGCGGCCUCUUCACGGCGGGGGCCGGCGUGCUGGCAGCCGCCCGCGACAAGGAGACCCUGCUGGGGGGACGAGUGGUGGUGGGACUGGGCAUCGGUGUAGCAUCUAUGACAGUGCCCGUGUACAUCGCAGAAGUUGCUCCUCCACACUUAAGAGGCAGAUUAGUCACCAUUAACACUCUGUUCAUCACCGGAGGGCAAUUUUUCGCAAGUGUCGUGGACGGAAUCUUCAGCUACCUCGCGAAGGACGGAUGGAGGUACAUGCUGGGGCUUUCAGCUGUGCCGGCAGUUAUACAGUUUUUUGGUUUCCUGUUUCUUCCUGAAAGUCCCCGAUGGUUGAUACAGAAAGGCCAGACUCAGAGAGCACGGAGGAUUCUGUCUCAGAUGCGUGGAAACCAGGCAAUCGAUGAGGAGUAUGACAGCAUCAAAAACAACAUUGAAGAAGAAGAAAAAGAAGUUGGAGCAGCUGGACCUGUGAUCUGCAGAAUGCUAACAUACCCUCCAACUCGAAGAGCCUUAAUUGUGGGUUGUGGUCUGCAGAUGUUUCAACAGCUGUCAGGGAUUAACACCGUCAUGUACUAUAGUGCUACCAUUUUGCAGAUGUCGGGAGUUCAAGACGACAGGCUGGCGAUCUGGCUGGCCGCCCUCACAGCCUUUAUAAACUUCAUUUUCACUCUCGUGGGAGUCUGGCUUGUUGAAAGGAUGGGUCGCCGGAAACUCACACUUGGCAGCUUAACAGGUACUGCUGUAGCACUCAUUAUCCUAGCUUCGGGAUUUUUGCUAUCAGCUCAGGUCUCGCCAAGAGUCACGCUUAAUCCACCAGAUCCUUCACAUCAAAACUCUACCUGCACAAAAUACAGUUAUUGUAAUGGAUGUAUGUUAGAUCCAGACUGUGGUCUCUGCUACAAAUUGAAUAAAUCAAGUGUUGUCGAGUCCUCGUGCAUCCCUGUUGAUAAAGAUUCUACAAUGAAAGCAGCUUGGGGCAGGUGUUCGAAUGAAACUGUAUUCAAAAAGGAAGAUUUGUUUUGGGCAUACAAUUUCUGCCCCACUCCAUACUCUUGGACUGCACUUCUGGGCCUUAUUUUGUACUUGAUUUUCUUUGCACCUGGGAUGGGUCCCAUGCCCUGGACUGUCAAUUCUGAAAUCUACCCACUUUGGGCUAGAAGUACAGGAAACGCAUGUUCAUCUGGAGUCAACUGGGUUUUCAACGUGCUCGUGUCACUGACCUUUCUGCAUACAGCUGAAUAUCUGACAUACUAUGGAGCCUUCUUCCUCUACGCAGGGUUUGCCGGCUUGGGACUCGUUUUCAUCUAUGGCUGCCUUCCUGAGACUAAAGGGAAAAAACUAGAGGAAAUUGAAUCUUUGUUUGAAAACAGGCUAUGUACAUGUGGUAUGUCAGAUUCUGAUGAAGGGAGGUAUAUUGAGUAUAUUCGGGUGAAGGGAAGUAAUUACCAUCUUUCUGACAAUGAUGCUUCUGAUGUGGAAUAAUUUUCAGCUGCUGAUGUAUUUAAUCAUUUAAAAGCCUUCUGGGGGAAAAGCAGCUCUCUGGUGACCUCACUGCCCUGCUUCUGGUCUGGUUCUCCUUUCUACUGUCUAGUUAAAAAUGCCUUCAUGUUCAAAAAUGCUCCAUUUGGGAGGAAAUCAAUAUGCUCAUGUUUUCUUGAUAACGAAAAGCAAUGGCUUCCAAAAGAGACUAAAUUCCACGAUUAUAUAAAUAAACCAGGUGUGUGCAAUCCCACACCAUCACAAGGUAUUUUGUACAGUGCACUGUACCAGGUGAAUACAGAAGGCUAUAUAGGUGAUCAGUGGUCGUCCUUAUCUUCAAUACUGACAAAAAUUAAAAUAAUGCAGUAACUAAUCAGAAAGCAGCCGACAUCUGUCCGAUCCCCAUUCCCAUAGCAGCCUAGCAAAUAGCUCUGCUAUGUAACGCAAUGAACGAUGCUGCUGUAAUGGUAACCAUUUAAAAGGUUUAUCUGAUCAUGAAACUACAAAUAUCUGAUGUGUCUAUCAGAGGGAACAUUGCCCAAAUUUACCCCGCCAGAAUUGCGUUUGUGUUUACUUGAGAUAACGAGUAGAGAGCCAUAGUCACCUAGGUGGUGUCUAACUAGGGUGGCAUUGAGGCUGUGUUAUCCCAGGCCGUCCGGCCACUGCUGCUCUUUGAGGACACACUACGAUCAGUAGUUGGUGUUUGUGAGAUACACUGCCAAAAAUAACAUCCUGGUAGCAGGAAAACAGAACUAAGCAUGUGGCCGCAUGUACAAAUGAGCUGGUGCAUAUUGCUAUGGACAACACAGAGGCUGCAGUUAGUUGGAAAUGAAUGAUUUUUGUUUUACUUUUUUGCAUUUGAACAUUUGGGUUUGUGCCUAGGUUUGAACACAAAAUAUCAUGAGCUAAAAGAAAUAAAAGGAGGGGAGAGGUUUUCUGCUGCAAAAUGCACAGUGGUCAUCCCUCCUGUGCCUUUUGCUCAUGAAUAAUCAUAUUGCCUUCAGUUUAUCUUCAUGUAUGCAGAAUAAGUGAAUCCCAGCACAUUUUUCCUUCAAAUGCCCUUAGUCAACCAGUGUCUUGCUGGAUCUAAAGAAAAAUAUUCGUGUUGGGCAGAAGCCUACAUCUCAUAUUAAUUGCCUUACUGAAGCAUUGCAAAACUGUCAAGAAAAUGUCAGGCACAAAAAUCAACUUGGCUGCCUUUAGCAUGGUAAUGAAAAUAUUAAUGGCGUUUUAUUCACCUGCCAUGAUUGCUUGCCUUGGCAAAUUGAAUUUUAUGCAGCUACAUAAAAAUAUUGGUUUUUUCCUUCUCCUGUUUCCUUUCACUGUUUUAAUUCUUCAGAGAAAUGAGUUUGAAAGCAUCGAAAACUCAAUUUUUUAUCUUUGAAACAUUUGCUUCAUGAAAGAAUGUGGAAAGCCUCCUCUGCCUGUGGGCUGCUCCCCAUUUAUUUGGUAAAAAUACCUUUAUUUUUAUUUUUUUAAAGAUUAAAUUGUUGGGUUCGCUAGCUUUUAUAGAUAUGUUUUUUGCACUUUUUAGGGUUGAAAAAUAUUUUGAGGGUAGGAGUACUGUCAAAAUGAAACUGGACAUUUGUUACUAAGUUAUUUUUAUUGGGUAAUAUGUGGGGUUUCAUUGUAAUGACGAAGUCUGACACUACGCUAUCUGAUCUUAUACGGGGGGGUUUCUUACUCGAAUUAUUGAACUCCAGUGAUUGGAUAUAUUUUAGGUUUAUUUCUUUUUUACUUUGUUUAUCACAGAAGUAUUUUUAGAAAGAGAACAUUUUAGAGCAUCCUUCUGUAACUUGACUGGGAAUAAAAGGGGAAAGCAUAGCAGGCAGAGGGAACUGCAAAUGAGUUGUUGCGAGGAGCUGACUGACCUUGAACCUCCCCUCCCCUUGGCGGCAAGGGGGCUGCACUUCGAAGCCCUCGAUCUUCCCUCUCCCAUAAGCGCACAGUGCUUCGCGCCUUGUACGCACUCUUCAGAGCCUCCACCAAAGGUGCAGUACCUAACACGAGAAAAGGGAUGCUUGGCACAGACAAAAAAAAAAUCAGGGUGAAUUCAGGGUGAAAAAACAUGUGCUGGAAGACCCUUCUUCAGAGCAGUUUUAUUGUCCAGCACAGCACGUGAAGAGGUGUUUAAUGCCCUCCCUGUGCUCACCUGGUUUCCUACACAGAGGCAGAUUUCAGUGGGCAUUUACUGGCGUUUCAGAAGAGGGCCUUACAGCUCUGAUCCCCCAAAAUGACCCCACGCUCACGGUGCAGGUCCCUUGGUGGAAGUGGUUUGCGCUCCCGGUUCCAGCGCUUACCCCUGCUCAGCUGUGCUCGUGUCCACAGGCAGAGGAAACCACGGCAUUUCCGUGGCAUAACUGAAACAAAGUCCCUAUAAAGAUUGCUGGCACAAGAUCAGCCUCUUUUUAUUUCUUUCAGGCAGUGCUGGGGCUUUUUAACAGUAGCAGACCAUCUUUCUUUGCCAGCAUUGUUCCACAGAUGUUCUCAAAAGUAGCAUGUAAUUGUGUGCGGCGCUAGGCUCAUUUUCUCACACCAGAUCAGUCUCACUGGAAGCAGUUUUCUGAAAUUUUGCAUCCCGUGCCCUUUUUCUGGAGGCAAAGCGAUUGAAACACAACCAUUUUGUUCAUCGUUGCUACUGGUUAUGAAGGUGCAAAAAAUAUCGGCUUCUUCGCUGUCACCCACCCUUUUCCACCUGCAAAGAGUUGGGUUUAAGUCUUCCUCCUAGGGUUGUGUCCUGGUUUUGGCUGGUUCCAGCGACUAGGAAGAAAAUUAACUCUAUCCCAGCCAAAAGCAGGACAACAAAGGUUGCUUUACACAAAGAAAACAUUCCACACCUUAGAAAUACCCAACCUGGCACCAAGCAUUAUGUAUCAUAAAAAUGAGGUCAAAUACUUGAAAUUAAUCUUACACAAUUAGGGUUUUAUUUUUAGAAUCUGUGAACAUUUAUAACGUAUGAAGAAAAUUAAAUAAAUGUUUCUAUUUUGCAAAGAUUUUUUAUAUUUGUGCAUAUUUUAAGUUUGAAGAGAUUUGGCUAGGGGUAGACAUAGUAACGUUCCAGACAAAAGAAUAAAAAGCUGAAUAAUUUCUUAAAUUUAUGAAGUAGCAUAAAUAAUGUGUCUAAGCACAGUAUCAUUCUAUUGAAAGCUUUCUGCAGAAGAUGUGAAAUGGUUUCUUCACAAGGACUGCACAUUUCAUUCAGGUAUUCUGUGCAUCAGGAGUGCUAGCUUAAUGAUGCUGGUAGAGCUUUGCGUGAAUCCCGUCUUGGUUAUGCACAGCAAUUUGAGAUAUUUUAGUAGUUCUGAUUCUUUACAAGUUUUGGCCUAAGAGAAGUAUAAAAGAAACAAUUCCUGAUGCACUUUUAAUCUUUUUAAAUUUAAUUCGCCUAUACUUGUUUAUUAACCAUGUUGAAAUCGUUAAGUGCUGGGGGGGGUGGUGAGGUAAUUUGCAACUAGUUUCUUCCCCUUGUCACUUUGUUGAUCAAAAUCAGGCUUUAAAAGGCGGAACAAACCUGUUUUGAAAAUAAACAUAACACAAAGCAAGCCCCUAGGACUCAUUCGGAGGGCUGAAGUUGCACUGUUGCAUGCACCUCAGAUUGCUCCCAAACAUUUGCAACCCAGCGAGCUGCCGUGACAGCCCUGUCAGACAUUUUGUGACAAGAGAGAGGAUAUGUCCUAAGGAACAUUGUUCCAGAGCUGACUUAUUUUUGCAUGAGUUGGAAAAAGCAGCAUUUCACCAGUGUGGGAGUUAGGUAGGGAGUGGGGAAGGAAGAAAUGAUGCAUUGACAGCUCCACAAAGUCACGUUUCAGUAGGGAUAGGUGUCAGAGCCGAAAGGAGCCAUCGGUGACCUCCCUCCUGUGAGACAGAAGGACUGUGGGACCCAGAGGUGGGGCCUGGAGAGCAGGUGCUCGGCACAGGUGGUCCUGUGGAUGGGAACCGGGGACGGGCAGACCAAGAGGAGGAAGCUCCCUGCAAUGUGGUGAGGACAUGGCAAUAGAGUUUGCAAAGCUAAUGCUUUGUUUCCUUUGUGAAAUCUCUUUUGCCCUUUCAAGUCCUCCAGUUGGGCCUGGGGAGAAGGUUUGACGUUGAGGGCAGCUGCAAGGCCCCGGCCCUGAGCGAGGGUCUUCCUUUUGGACACGAGGGUGUUGGGUGCUGUCCCACAGGUGUGCAGUGGGCUAAUUAAAGCUAGACCUUGUGCUCCUCAGCUUUAUACCCAACUUCCCACGUCUCAGCGUUAACACUACACCAACAUGGUUGUCUGGAAAUUCUACUUGGACUUAGCGAAGAGGCUCUGUUAGCCAAACAUUGCUAAGGAAGGAAGAGGCAGAGUCUUUGUUGUACAGAAGUCUCAGAGUAGAAAUAAAGACAGAAGAGAGGGUUCUGCAAAGCACUUUAAAGAGUAAGAUAUCUGUGCACUUUUUCAGAGGUAGUCAAGCUAACCAAAACCCAUUCCUCUGCAUUGGGAAGAAAAUAGAGCUUUGUGUACCAGGCCAGAAGCAGAUAAUUCCACAAUAUGUGCUUUAUGGCAAAAUGUGUUUUUAUUGCGGGUAACAUUUACAGCUUACAUGUAGCUGCUGCCUAUCAAGUGACUCGAUUGUUCUCUGGAUUUUAACAAGUCACAUUUUUGUGCAAAAAUCUUAGUGGUUUUCUAUCGAUCUUCAUCGCCUUGUGUACAGUACAGUUAAGCAUAAUCCACAAAGUGGUCUAGGUUGUGGCAGUGUUAAAAAUGUCAGCACAGUAAAAUCUAGGUGAACAUUGUUAAAGAAAUAUUGUUGUUUGUGAUACUGGGGGUAAAAACUCCUUAAAGGCAACUAUAUUAUAGAUUUUAAAAGUCUGAAAAAAAAUGGCAGUUCUUAUCUAUUUUGUGUAUGUUUUCAUAUAGAGGAGGAGUUUUUUAUGUGCCAAUAACCAUCACUGUAGUGUUUUGUAAAUGGGUGUUAAUGGUGUUCCAGAGUUCUGUAUAUGAGCAUAUACUUUAGCCACGAUGACCUGUUAGUGUGAACCAGUGGCAUGUUUUCAAUCUUAUCCAUGCCUCUCCUUGGAGGCGUUCACUUGUCAGCUUCAGUAGAGCUCAUGCACACCAGGGGAAGCUGGACCAGAAUCAGGCCUCAAGAACCCAGAGAUCACCCAGAUCCCUCACGUUGUUCCUACUCGGUGUGUUACAUCUGAAUGACCUGGUAUGUGUAAUUAUAAAGCUUCAGCUAUGGUUCAGUUACACUCCUCAGUCCCGCUAAGAUACAAUUUUUCAAAAUUUGGUUUUCCAUUUCAUCGCAUUUGUAUAAAUAAGGGGAGCGCUGAUUAAUUAUGAAUAAUGUCCACGUAUUUCUAAAGCAAACACCAGUUUAACAUCAGCAUUAAAAUAAAGGCAAAUUUCUCUUGCUGCCUUAAACAUUACACAGACUUCGGAGAGGACUGAAUGUAUGACUUCUGCAGGAGAAACUUCAUCUGGCAGGCAGGAUGCUCGGCAGGGGGAGAAGCGCUGUGGUUCUGUGGUGCUGGGGCUCCAGCCUCAGCUUACACCACAGCUCCUGCCUAGCACACGCCUGCCAUCUGUGCGGUGUUAAGCAUUCAAGUAGCGCCCGUGAAAUUGUUAGGAUUAUUAUUCUUGAAAUUCUUCAUGUGCUCGAGUGUCCUGCUGGUCCAGGGCAUAGCUGGGAAUUGGCAUGAGUUGUGUGUCCGCUUUUCAUCUGGAGUCUCACAACCCUACAAAAGCAUCAACCGGAUCUUUCUGCAGCAAAUUCUAUUUAAGGUUUUUGGGGACAUUAUUGGAGACCAAAUUGAUAGAAAUAAAUACUUUUGUGUUCAGUAAUAACAUGCAUAUGGUGCCAUCAGGACACAUGGUAUGGUGUUCAGUACAAAACAGGUUUUGGCAAAACUAAUUGUCAGGUUGUCCAAGUUAUUUCUUAACAAUGUCAAGCGUGCCAUUUCCUUUUGCAACCAGUCAAGCCUAUAAUGUAUGAAAGUGUUGUACAUUUUCUGAAACUUCAGUGAUGUAUGAUUAUUUAAUUGACCUCUGUUCUGAUUGCUUUAAUGAAGUUUGGUCUUUACAUAAAAGUAAAUAUCUUCAAAGAAUUGUCAGUGCCAGAAGUGUAAAUGAACAAAAUAAAAGGUGAGAUACUUAAUUAC
Messenger RNA from Cygnus atratus (black swan), 8269 nucleotides. It is a transcript of the gene SLC2A13, whose product is annotated as solute carrier family 2 member 13. Gene Ontology annotation, cellular component: membrane. Lineage: Eukaryota; Metazoa; Chordata; Aves; Anseriformes; Anatidae. The coding region runs from base 197 to 2146 and encodes 649 amino acids. Gene Ontology annotation, biological process: transmembrane transport. Gene Ontology annotation, molecular function: myo-inositol:proton symporter activity. The transcript has 10 exons. The record is from RefSeq and is a predicted model, not a curated record.